Molecule: messenger RNA, 4110 nt
Organism: Spinacia oleracea (spinach)
Lineage: Eukaryota; Viridiplantae; Streptophyta; Magnoliopsida; Caryophyllales; Amaranthaceae
Exons: 3
Coding region: 947-3241 (764 amino acids)
Source: RefSeq, a predicted model, not a curated record
UACGCAUCUAUAAAUAGAAGAAAAACAUAAUGGACUAACCACACACAAAUUAUCUUCCUAUAACAAAUUAAAUUACAAAAAAUAAGUUUGAUAAAUCGAUCAUUACUAACAAAAAAUGGAGAAAGGCAGAUUAGCAACUUAUUUAUUCCUCGCAUCAGUGAUGCUAGGAAUCCUUUCGGCAAACGCGUGUGUAGACGAAGACCUAACAUGCAUUCCAGAUCCUACAAAUCCAGCAUAUGUGGAGUGUUGCACAGGACUCACAUGUGUACAAGUUACACCAGGAAUUUUCAAGUGCGAACCCGAAUGUGAAGAUCAUCCAGGGCAUUCAUGUAACCCUGGUGUACGUGAGUGUUGCCCUCCACUUGACUGUGUCACUGUUUCCUUUAACCCAGAUGUUCAUGAGUGCCAUUAGUCCAAUCGAUCGUCAUGUCUUUGUGAUCGAUCCACCUUGGCCAUGUUUCAAAUUUCUUUCUUAUUUUGUACUUGAAUUCUUAUGUGUGACUUUUCUUGUAUCAUUGUUUUUGAUACAAAAUAUAUAUAUACAUAUAUAUAUAUGUUUUGUAAUUGAUUGAGUUGUCUUUGUUACCCGGUCCGUUUGAUAGAGUUUGAUUGCUUGGUCUCUAGUUCCCCAACUAGUUUAGCAAGCUACCUCAUGCUUGCUUCCUAGCUAGUUGUGAAUCGAUCUGAUGUACUACACAUAUACCAGCAUUCAUAAUAAUAAUGAUCUUCCCCUUUUUUCAUACUUCUAUUGCUAAUUUCCUUAUGUAUACUUGAACAAGUUGUUGCACAGAGUUUGAUGCGCGAGUUUUAAGCUAGGUUAGAUGUCCAUGUCAGGUCUGCAAGGAGUUAACCAUUAAGAAUUGUUAGACAUAUUAUGUAAAUAUUCUGUUAAUAUAUUUAGCAUAUAAUGUAUCCUUAAUUAGGGUUGUAAACCUAGACUAUAUAUAUGUUAAUAAUAUGCACAGCCUCCCUCAAGGGGAAUUCCACAAUUCUACAUGGUAUCGAGCUAACCCUAGCCACCACUCGAUCCUCUCAUCUUCUUCAUCUAUCUCUCUCGUUUCUUCUUUCUUUUCUGGCAAUGGCAGGCGGUGACAAUCCCCCUCCGAUCACUGCUGCUCAUCCCUAUCAUCCGGCUUUGACCGUUACCAAUAUUCGUAGCCUUGUUUCUCUCGUUCUUGACAUGAACAAGGUUCAGUAUUCUCCAUGGGCUACACUCUUCCGCACUCAUGCCAAAGUCUUCAACGUUCUGGAUCAUAUCGACCCGAAGGUCCCGCAUCCUACGGACGUUUCUGAUGAGUUGUGGGAACGGCUUGAUGCCACCGUUCUCCAACGGAUUUAUGGCACUAUUUCAACCGAUCUCUUGUACAAAAUUCUUGAUGAAAAUGCUACAGCAAUGGUGGCUUGGGAUACCCUACGUAACAUUUUUCAGAAUAACAAGGGAUCACGGAUUGUGCAUCUUGAGAGCAGGUUUGGUUCUAUCAAAUUAGCGCACUGUAGUACUCUCGAUGACUACUGUCAAGAGUUAAAAACUGUAGCUGAUCAGCUUGCUGCCUUGGGCCAUCCGAUCUCCGAGCAACACCUUGUCCUUCAAUUGGCCUCCAAGGUUGCCCCUGAGUAUCACACAAUUGCAACAAUCAUCCAACAACGAUCUCCUUUACCAUCGUUUGAGGAGGCUUGUUCGAUGCUUGAUCUUGUUCGAAUGAACCGCGAGACAGAGACGAAAGAUGGGUCUGAGUCUUCCUCUACCGUGUUAAUUUCUACGGGUGAUAAUCCGGGGUCGCAGCCGCAUCAUGGUGGUUCGAAUGGUUGUUCGAAUGGUGGCCGAAAUAAUUCCGGGCAUUCCGGCGGUGGGAGGAACAAGCAUGGGAAGAAGAAGAACUGGAACAACAAUGGUGGGAAUCACCCAAGGUGCAGAGAUAUUAAGCUCACUCACUUGUGUUUUGCUAAUGAUCUGAUCCUGUGUAGCAAAGGUGACUUCCCUUCCAUUUAUCUUCUGUUGCAAGCUUUCAAAUUGUUCUCCAUAACAUCUGGUUUGUCUGCUAAUAUUCAAAAGUCCUCUGUUUAUUGUCAUGGUAUGACUGAAUCUGAUGUAAAUAGAGUGAUUGCUGCUUCUGGUUUUACUAGAAGUGCAUUACCUUUUAGGUAUUUGGGAGUUCCAAUUUGUUCAAAGAAAAUUACAGCAGCUCAGUGUGAGAUGUUGGUGGAUAAAGUGACUGCUAGAAUCAAAGUUUGGAGUUCUAGGAACCUCUCUUAUACAGCUAGGAUGCAAUUGAUUAAUGCUGUUUUGCUUAGUAUCCAUAUGUAUUGGUCCCAGAUUUAUAUUUUGCCCAAGAGUGUUCUAAAAGAGAUUACCAAAAUUUGUAGAUCCUUCUUAUGGAGUGGACAGGCAUAUAGCUCUAAGCCAAGUUACAUAGCUUGGGAGCAGACUUGCUGUGAUAAGAAUCAAGGUGGUCUUGGUUUUAGGAAUGUGGAGGUGUGGAAUGUGGCUAAUCUGGGGAAGUAUGUUUGGGCUGUAGCCAAUAAGCAAGAUAACAUCUGGAUAAAAUGGAUCAAUUCAGUUUAUGUUAAGGAUGGGGAUUGGUGGGAUUUUGUCCCUACUAGUUCUUCUAGUUGGUACUGGAAGAAAAUCUGUGAUACUAAAGAACAAAUCAAGCAAGUGUUUACUGCUACUGAAUUCUGCAAUAUGCCUAAAUAUUCUGUGAAAUUGGUGUAUAAUAAGCUCAUUGAUGCCAAGCCCAUGGUUCACUGGGACAAGAUGGUCUGGAAUAGGCUUACUGUGCCAAAACAUAGGUUCAUCUCUUGGUUGGCAAUUCAGCACAGAUUGCAAACAACAGCAAAAAUGGCAAGAAUUGGAGUUAGCUCAACUUCAGAUUGCCUUCUCUGUGGUCAAGCCCCUGAAGAUCAUGAGCACUUGUUCUUCAAGUGUCCUUACAGUAGCAGAUGUCUCACUGAUUUGAAGAAUUGGUUGGGGAUUCAAAGCUCCUUUACUACCUCACAGAGAGGAGUUAGACAACUGUCUAACAGCAGCAAUUCCAAAUUUAGGAAAAGUGUUAUGUAUGCUAGCAUGGUUGCUUUGACCUAUCUGAUCUGGAGGAGUAGAAAUAGUAGCUUCUGGGAUAAAUCUUUCCCUACUGUUUUGAAUGUAAUGACUGUUUUAAAGCAGACAGUUAAGAGUAGAGUGAUGGCUGUAAUGCCAAAGAAUGUAAGUAGGAAGGAUAGUUUGUGGUUUCAGAAUCUCUGAAACUUAGUUGUGUUGUGCUUGCUCUUGUGAGAAUGGUCCAACCUAGUUGGUUUGUUCCCCUUGAGUUAGCCUAGGUUGUAUUCUGUUUUGUGGAAUUAAUAUUAUCCUUACUUGCUUAGCAAAAAAAAAAAAAAAACAAUGGUGGGAAUGGUCGUCAUAAUAAUUCUGGUUCAAAUGGGGGUCGUGGGCAACAACAGGUCCAACAACAGUACCCUUGGGUUGGUCCUUGGGCUUAUUUUCCUCCUUGCCCAUAUCCCUCUCAACCGGCCCACUGGAGAGGACAGCAGCCACAUCAACAGAUCACUCAACAGGGGCUGUUGGGCCCAGCUCCUAGGCAGCCCAACCAGGCUUAUCUUGCACAUGGGGGUGGUUUUCAGCCCAACCAGGCUUAUUUGGCGCAGGAAAGUGGGUUUCAACCCACUGACUUACCGGUCUUCUUCAACACAAUGAACGUUCAACCUCCGGACCCGAAUUGGUAUAUGGAUACCGGGGCGACUUCUCAUCUCAUGAAUGGUUCAGGACCUCCGGACGGGGAAAAUUUUGACGAGAUGCAAUAGUGUCGGGAAUCUUUAUCCUAUGUGGUUUUCUUCAUCAUCAUCCCCUUCUUCUGCUUUUGCUGCACUCUCGCCUCAAGUUUGGCACAACCGUUUGGGUCAUCCCGGAGAUCAAGUUCUUAGUUUUCUUAGACACAAAAAUCUUAUUAAAUGUAAUAAAGGACAACUUCUUUCUGUUUGUCAUGGUUGUCAGUUGGGCAAGCAUUGUCGUUUACCCUUUACGGUUUCGUUGACUAAGACUUAUGCUCCUUUUGACAUUAUUCACACCGAUUUGUUUACGUAUCCACUUAAUAGUCAUACGGGUUUUCGCUAUUA